AUGAAGAUCCACUUGGCGCCGCUCAACGUCCCUCUGAGGCGAAGACUGCAGACUGCCGCAGUUCUGCAGUGGAUUUUUUCCUUCCUGGGUCUAGCCCAAUGCUGUCUGGCCGCCUUCAUCCUCCUGUCACUCUCCACCUGGUGGAUGUUGGCGUUGCUCUACGCCACCUGGCUGUGGCUCGACUCGGACACGCCCAACCGCGGAGGUCGCAGGUGCGAGUGGAUCCGGCGCUCGAUUGUGUGGGAAUACUUCCGGGACUACUUUCCAAUCAAGCUUGUGAAAACAGUAGACCUGGAAGCUGACAAGAACUACGUAUUUGGAUUCCAUCCGCAUGGCGUGCUGGCCACGGGAGCGUUUGGUAAUUUCUGCACAGAGUCCACGGGUUUCUCCGCUCUCUUUCCCGGACUCAAGUCUCACCUGCUCAUGUUGCCCUUCUGGUUCCGAGUGCCGAUCUUCAGGGACUACAUCAUGAGCGGAGGUCUGGUAUCAAGCUCCAAGUCCAGCCUCUCCUACUUGCUGAGUCGCCCAGAAGGAGGAAACGUUGCAGUCAUCGCGGUGGGCGCCGCCCCGGAGGCACUGGAUGCUCGUCCUGGAGCUUUGACGCUACAGCUGCGGAAAAGGAAGGGCUUCAUCAAACUGGCGUUGAGACAUGGAGCUCAACUGGUUCCGGUCUUCUCGUUUGGAGAAAACGAGCUCUUUGAUCAAGUUCAGAACCCGACCGGCUCUCCUCUCAGGACACUGCAGGACCGGCUGCAAAGCAUCAUGGGAAUAUCGAUGCCUCUGUUCAACGGUAGAGGAAUCUUCCAGUACAGUUUCGGGCUGCUGCCGCACAGGAAAGCCAUCCUGACAGUUGUGGGGACGCCCAUCCAGGUGGCGGCCACACCGAACCCUACUAGCGAGGACAUCGACGCUCUUCAUGAAGUUUACUUGGAGCACCUGAGCGAGCUGUUUGAGCGACACAAACAUGAAUACGGGCUGCAGGAGCACCAACACCUGAACUUCAUCUGA
Molecule: messenger RNA, 1008 nt
Organism: Nerophis lumbriciformis (worm pipefish)
Lineage: Eukaryota; Metazoa; Chordata; Actinopteri; Syngnathiformes; Syngnathidae
Source: RefSeq, a predicted model, not a curated record